UCUAAUUGACAGUGACAGCUCGUAGCACAAUCUCGAAAGUGGUGUUGUGUUUGGUUUUUGUGAAAACCACUAUUUCUACUGUAAAAUAAGCAAGAAAUAAUUAAUAAUCACACUGGUUUCUGUAAAAAAGACUAUUCUUAGUGCAAAAUAAUGUUGAAGAUUUAAUUCUGAGAGAUUAUACUUGGUGCGAUGGAUCUCCGCGGGGGCUCACGUAUUUUCGUGGUGUUGUUGUUUUUUGCAUCCUGUAAUAUCGUAGAAUGCUUGAACUAUGAUGUGCAUUGGUUAGAAGGGACAACUACAAUAGAGAGAGAAGCUCCAUCUUCUAUGAAACAAAAAGUUGAUAUUUACUGCUUUCCUGGGAUAUCAAAAAAUCUGCUAGCCCUAUUCCAGACAGUCAAAUUCCACGUGAAAACAAAAAGCAAUGAUGAGUUCAGCCAGUAUGUUGGGACGAACCCAGAGGAAGUGUUCAAGGACUACACCGAGGACAGUUACGGCUGGUCGUCCGUCAUCAGUCCGUUUCAACGGAGAGCUCAGAAGUCGUUGUAUCUGGAUCUGUUCACUCCCACAUGCAUGGCCAUUAAUACUAAACAGAGGCACAGCAUUGAGUUGCAAGUUAUAAGAGUAGAUAUCUGGAGGGUGCUCCUGAUGAUCCUCGGACUAGUGAUCAUCCAUUCGUCAAAGGCCCUGAGUGGGAACACGGUAUUCUUCUACUUAUGUGGCAUCUUCAUUGGAGUGUUUGCAUCCUUUAUGGUCAUUGUUUACUAUGUCAGUAAACUUUUGCCAAAAAAAACCCUAACCUACGGCAUCCUGAUCGGCGGCUGGACAGUCGGCGUCUACGUGUUCCAGCAAGUCUGGGAGAAUCUGCGUACGAUCGUGGCGUCGUACCAAACAUACAUGUUCUGGUACACCACGAUCGUCAGCUUCGUCAGCUUCCUCAUCUGCUAUAGAAUCGGCCCGCCUAGAAACGAGCGGAGCAAGAAUAUUGUUAUGUGGACUUUGCAGGGGGUGGGCAUGAUGACGGUGUUCUUCAGCAGCGACUACCGGGAGGCGUCGGCGGCGGUGGUGCUGGUGUCUCUAGCUGUUAAAUACUUCCCCGAGUCCUUGCUUCGUAUUGUUAGGGGAUAUUGGCUCCGCAAAUUCCCCCCACAAAGGCGCCUUCUCACUAACGAAGAGUAUUACGAGGAAGGGGCUCGAGAGACAAAGAAGGCUCUGGAAGAGUUACGCAAGCACUGCGCCAGCCCCGACUGCGCACAGUGGUCGAUCAUGCUCAAGCUGCACGACUCGAGACGGUCGACCCCCCGCCCCGCAAACUCGCCCUUACCAUCGCCCACAGUUCGUUACACAACACCCAAAAUUAACAAAUUCGCCAGCUUCGUCGAAGGUAACUCCCAUUUGUCCGACGAGGAGAUCAUGGACUUCGAAUCCUACGCUUUCUCCAUGGACUCGGCUCGUAAAAGGCCCGUCGCGAACUCUACCGGCAACGGUCUUGAGAUAUCCGACGACGACGAAAUAUCGGACGACGAGCUUUAGGCCCAGUUUCCACUACAGUGAAGCGGAGCGGAGAUGAGAGAUGUACGGCGAAGCGGGCAGGCUAUUUCCACCAAAGCGGACCGGAGAAGAGCGGAGAGAUGUGUGAGCUGUGCGAAGCUGUCAGCUAUCAGUCUGAACCACUGUUCUGCUCCGCCUUGGUAAAAACUGGGCCUUAGUCCCAGAACAGACGUUGAAACGCAACUGCAACUUUCUGAUGAUUCUUAUGAAUGAAACUGAAACUGAAAGUUUCAAAC
Ostrinia furnacalis (Asian corn borer) is the source of this 1784-nucleotide messenger RNA. It is a transcript of the gene Nemp, whose product is annotated as nuclear envelope integral membrane protein. The record is from RefSeq and is a predicted model, not a curated record. Gene Ontology annotation, cellular component: nuclear envelope. NCBI's taxonomy places the organism in Eukaryota, Metazoa, Arthropoda, Insecta, Lepidoptera, Crambidae. Bases 190 to 1530 code for a protein of 446 amino acids. The transcript has 11 exons.